CUCCCUGCAGCCCCCCUGCCCACUCCACUGCCCGGACCAGUCAGCGUGCACUCAGAUAGUCUCCCUGCAGCCCCCCUGCCCACUCCACUGCCCGGACCAGUCAGCGUGCACUCAGAUAGUCUCCCUGCACCCCCCCUAUCCAGUCCACUGCCCGGACCAAUCAGCGUGCACUCAGAUAGUCUCCGUGCAUCCCCCCUGCGCACUCCGCUGCCCGGACCAGUCAGCGUGCACUCAGAUAGUCUCCCUGCAGCCAGACUCGCACGCUUUCCAACCGCCCUGUGCACCAAACACCACGGAGCAAACACCCCCGGAUCACGAACUUCUCUUUCACUUCUCUUGAGAAAUGCUUCUCUGUUCAUUUUUUUUUAUUCCCUGGAAUUUUAGUUAUUUCUCUUUUGCGACCCACUCAAAUUAUUAUUAUUUUUUUUAAAAUUUUAUCUGCUUGAAGGUUGCCUUUCUCAGCUCCACAGCUCCAGUGAAUAUUAUUCUUACUAGAUCUCAUUCUGGAAUGUGUCUUGCGUUCGUUCAGAGUGACCCAGCUAGUCACGCUGUUCCCAUAUCGCUUGAUUAUGAUCGGCUGUUGAAUUCAGGUUGAAACACUCCUUCUUUUCCAAACUGUGCACUUAUUAUAUUAAAAGAGUCCCAUGUGAACGUUCACAGAGCUCUGUGGUUAUUUGGGGGGCUCGGCAACUCUAUGAACUCCCUCCUUCUGCGCGAUCAGUCUCCCGUUUGAACUGCAGUUAUCUUUUAAAAUGUUCUCUCUUUCGUGUGGUGGCGUCUGUUCCAGGGAGUCAUGUCAGGGCCUCGGGACAGGCCUCUGUUGCCCCUGUCGAGUGAUCCCGGGACUGCUCGGCAUUUGAACGCGCUGUGGAAGUACUUGGAGAGGACUGGGCUGCAGCGCUGUGUGGAGGAGCUUUGCGUGGAGACCCUCAGGGGCCCCCAGAGCCCCAGGAACCCCUACCCAGCCUUCAUCAGCAAGGCCAGGGAGCAGGCUGAGAGAUACAGGCUGGCUGAGUCGACCACAGCUGAGAAAUUCCUGUCGGACGUCAGCUUCCAGACCUCCCCCACUUCAGUCAGAUACAUAGCAGGAGCGCUGGGCUGCUCUCACGUCUGGGGCCAUCCCAGCAUUCUCCGCGCCGUCGACCCAGAGCAAAUCAAGCAGUUUGAUUGGCUGGUUGAGGAUGUGACCCCUCCCCUUUCCAGCCUGAAUCACAGCAGCCCAUACACAAUCCAGGUUAUCCCGGCUCUGAGCGGCCCCUGUGUGUUCACGCGCACCCUCUACCCCACCCAGUCCCCCCUGGAGCUACUCCAGAUUUACUUCAUCGCGGGGCCGGACCCCCGGCGCGCCGCGGAGCUGUACGCAGACUGCGUCCGCAGUGAUGUCAUCCGCACCGGCCAGCGAGUACGCCAUCGCCUGCUCAGAGUAAUUGCUCCAACAGAUACAGCAGGAGGAAGCGAGGUGUUCAGCAAGGAGGAGGUGACAGCCCGGGGCGGGGCGUUCGUGUCCAGCGUGCGGAGGGCCCUGGAGACACGCCUCCCCGUGCGAGCGCAGUGUGUGUGGAGGCUGGACCCCCCCGGGACGCGAUUCCAGGAAGGGGCCAAGCUGUACAGCCUGAGUGUCAUCCAGACGGCAGAGCGCUUCGGAGAGGAACGUGUGGUGGAUUUCUCUCCAUGCCCCCUGAUCCACCUCUCCUCCAGCGUUUUCUUGCGCCGCGCCCACGCUGAGGCCUACGUGGGGAUAUUCCUGCCGAGGGAGUCUGACACAAGACAAGGACCACCAGCACAGGGGGGCGGUGUGGGGGUGAAAGGCAGCCCCCUCUCUUCAGAUUGGGAUGUUGUGCUGGCUCCCAUACGAGAGGCCCUGCUUCGGAAGAUCGCAUCCCUGAGCCCCAGCCAGGAGCCCUUCAAGACGGCCCACCUCUGCGCCCUGCUGCUUCUACUGGAGCCGGGAGAGCCCAGGACCGGGGAGCGGCCGCUGCUGCAGAUCUACAGAUUCCUCCAAGGCUCGGCUGCUCGGCUGGGAUCUCUCCGCAGUCUCACCCACACCGUGAGCACCGUGCUGCAGGCAGGGAGGAGGGAGGGCGUCGAUAGAGAGAUGUGCUGCUCGCUGCUGGAGAGAGUGAGGGCCCUGAUGCUGGAUUUCCUGGGCGAUGAGGAGAGCUCCUCUCGGGAUUCCCUCGUCCUCAGUGACAUCAUGAAGCGAUCGCUGGAGUCCGUGUGUGACCGCCUGACCCAGUCACCUGACAGCGGAGAACCGCGGGACCUGAGAAGAUGGUGUUCGUACAGCAGUGUGCUGGAGGCUCGGUUAGUGUCGGACUCCCUCCCCUGGGUUCCUGUCAUCAGAGAUAUUAAACAGCUGGCGAUCCAGACAGCAGGCAGUCCGAAGCAGGGACACGAGCAGGAGGAGAAGCAGGAGACUGAGAGAAGGAAUCAGGAGCUGUGUGCCCAGGAUCUUCUGUAUAAUGAAGAGUGCUGUAUAAACCUGUCAGAGAGAGGGACUGGGCCUGCACAGCACGCAGCACUAACACAGUACCUGGUGGAUUGUAAAGUGGACCAGCAUUGGCACAGCUGUCUGCAGGAGAUCUUCUCCUCCUGCCCCCUCCCCUCAAACCCCUACCCCACAGUGGUGAAUGAGUUCAGGAGGGCAGCGCUAAGGAUGGAGCUGUGGGGGGAGUCUGACUCUGAGAUCCUGCAGCGAACCCUGCCUGGGACCCCAGCACUGUCACAACAGGAUCCCCUGUUUGACUGCGGCCUCCGGAGUGCCCUGCGAGCAGCACACCCCACACUGCUUCACUCCGCUCUGCGCAGGACAGCACCCCUGAGCAGCAGCACCCCCAGAGCGGGGGCCUUCAAGGUGAGGAUGGCCCUGGCCACACAGACCCCCUCCUCCUGGCUGGGCACGCUCAGUCCCUUCCUCUGCUCCCUCCAAGUGACCGAGUUCUGCUACAUCACAGCGCCCCCCGGUUGCCUGUCCGAGGUACUGCAGGCCUACGCCAGCAUCGUGCACUCCCAGUUAGGCGAGCUGGGGAAGAGAGAGGACCUCACGCCCUUCUCUGUGCACCUGGGCCGGGGAGAGGUGUGGGGGCAGGAGCAGGUGCAGCGCUUCCCCUGCGCCUUCACCGAGCGCGUCAUACAGGACCUGAGGGCUGGGUGUGCUCUCCGCAUUGAGGUGUUCCAGAACCCCUCCCAGUUAGAGUGGCGUUUCGUCCCCCUUGUGAAGCACUUGGUCCUGUAUUACAUCCAGGAGGGGCAGGGAGGCUGGCUGUGCUUCCCCAGACACGAUCCCAUCAGCAUCUAUCAGGCAGUGUUUCAAACCAGGGACCAGGCAGCUUUUCACAGGCAGACAGUGGGGCCGGCGGGCGACCCUUUCAGCUGUGCAAACCUACAGGAAGUGAUGUCAGCGCUGGAGCCCCAGAUUGGAGACAGCUUCCAGAAGGGAGACCUGCUGCAGACAUACAGGCUGAUUGCUCUGCGAUCCCUGAUUACCGGAGAGGAGCGCUGCCUCCCUGCAUGUUGGAGAAUGAUGCACAGUGUGUCGGCACAAUUGGAAUACCUGAACACUGUCAACCAAGCAUUGCAGGAUAUUUUGCAGCUCAAUGGAGAAGCAGAAGAGACAGCGAGCGGGCCAGAGAGCAGAGAGAGGAGACAGGCUGGGAUGCAGGACCAAGCGUCUAUAGGGGCCGUGCUGUCUGGUUACCAGGAUCUUGUGAAGAGAACGCUGCAGCACCCCAGCUCUCUGUCGCCGCCCGGUCUGUGGGAGAGGGUACUGCAGCGCUGCCCUGCCGGCUCAGCUUGGCUCCAGCACGUCUCUGCAGCCUGCCAGUGCCUGUCAGACAGCGUGGCCUGGGAGCUUCACUCGCUGUGCCCCGAGAUCGCCGCUCUGCUGGCCAGCCUGGGCAAGGACAGAGUGCGAGAGAGGCUCCACUCUGCAGCGCCACCCCCUCCUGGAGAGGAGGUCAGCCCCAGACACGCUGAGCUGAGCGGAGACACAAGGACACACCCCACUGCACAGCAAGCACUGGACAACUGGUGACAGCCAUUCCAACUGCAAGCAAGCAGGCCAGCUUUCUGUGCAACCAAAACGCUCCACGAAAGAAAGACCGGACAGCGGCAAGCAAUAACCCAGCUAAUAAGACAGCCCAUUGGGAAUUAGCACACCACUGUACCGGAAUACACAUCCCACUACUAUCCUCCCCCAUCUUCUCCUCCUACUGUUUGCAUGUUAUCGAACUCUUGCAUUGACUUUUGUAAUUCUCUCAUCUUUAUUUGAUGUGAUUUAUUUGCCUCUCUUUUUUCAGUUCUGACUAGCCCCGCCCAUGUAUGCAGGCUUCCUGUGCCAAUGGUGGAUAAUCAGGACACACUCACUAUGACGUGACCAUUAAGAGUCCAUUCACACUGUAUCAAUCAGGCAGGCAGUCCACCCCCUGAAUAGCGUGCGCAGCUCAACUCCAACCAGCGUCUGAAAGACCUUGAAUUUCUCAUUAAACUUAAGUUUCUUUCAGUGUUUGUAAACUGCGCGCAAUUCCACUUGCUGCCUAGGUCUGGAAUGAGCAAGCUGCCAUGCUUUAGUCUAUGGAAAUCUCUUCCAUGAGUGAGGCAUGACGGUGCAAUGCUUACUGUGUCCACAAGGUGGGGCUCUAGCACUUCCCUAUUUUUUUUUAAGCAGUGUGAAAUCUGAAAGAUAUUGAAUCAGCUGGCUCUUUGAGCUAAUAUAUAUAUAUAUAUAUUGCUCAAGAGAGCCAACUUCCCAACGUUUUGUUAAGU
Polyodon spathula (Mississippi paddlefish) is the source of this 4764-nucleotide messenger RNA. RefSeq lists its product as uncharacterized. NCBI's taxonomy places the organism in Eukaryota, Metazoa, Chordata, Actinopteri, Acipenseriformes, Polyodontidae. The record is from RefSeq and is a predicted model, not a curated record. The coding region runs from base 794 to 4033 and encodes 1079 amino acids. The transcript has 21 exons.